Messenger RNA from Lineus longissimus, 5265 nucleotides. Its product is annotated as serine/arginine repetitive matrix protein 1-like. The transcript has 15 exons. The coding region runs from base 380 to 4090 and encodes 1236 amino acids. The record is from RefSeq and is a predicted model, not a curated record. Lineage: Eukaryota; Metazoa; Nemertea; Pilidiophora; Heteronemertea; Lineidae. Gene Ontology annotation, molecular function: metal ion binding.
CCAUUCUAGGAAUUUGUCCGUUAAAAGCACCGUUUAUUAUUGCAAAUAAUGAUAAUAAUAUAGUAUCUUAGAAAACAAGUGUAGCAGUAGCCUGCUGAUCCAUCAAGGCAGAAAGUUACUGGACCCGUGAUAAAGGCGCAAUCAAGGUCAGAAGUUGUGCCGAAGUCUUACCAGGAGUAUUCGUGACAGCAUCAUUCGUGCAGAACUGGUGGAAGAAACUGGUUGAAGAUUUGGGAAGUCUACUCCAGGUUUUAUUCAGGUUUUUUCAGUUUAUUAAAAUGAAGUUGUUGAUGUAGCAUUGAGUCCUGUUCUCCAACGCCUGCUGUCGAUUCAACAGGCAACGUGCCUACUGUUGUGUUUCAGUUGAUCAAGAUUCAACAUGGCUUCUCAAGGAAAUGACUGUUUCUAUUUCUACAAUGCUACAUGCUUCAAGGGUGAGCGAUGUCAGUACCGCCAUUGUGAUGCUGCUCUUGGAAGUGAGAUGGUAUGUGAAGACUGGAUGAACGGCAUAUGCUUCAUCGAUGAUUGCCCGUAUAGGCACAUGGAGGUCCAGGUGGAGCCUCAGCAAAACAAUGUUCCAUGUUUCUAUGACAUGCAACCCGGAGGUUGCAGGCGUCCGAAGUGUCAAUUUAUUCAUACCAAUCGGGCGGUUCAGCCAGGUCAGAGUCAGCCAGCCGCAUCGGCCGGAUUCACUUCACUUGUAGAGAUCAAACUAGUUUCUGAUCUACCACCUAAUGAGGAUCCAUCGUCGACCGAUCUUCCACCACACCAGAUGUCCAUGUCGUACGAGGAGCCAUACUCAAUCCCGGCAGUCAUUGGAUCUCACCGCAUGAGUGGCGAGGUAGAGCUUGUUAGUCCUCAGGUGGAACCGAUCAUCAUUAACCCAAUGGAAGAUGAAUCAUCUGACCCAGAGAGCAGUCCUUCUCUGUCUCCUGUGAAGAAUGCAGGCAAGUCUGGCUCGUUGGAAGGUAUCCCUGAAGAGGGCGGUGAUGUCAGGAACGUUGACCAGAAAGACGGGAAGCCUGAUGCUGAAGAAACAGGUACUGUAAAAGCAGACACCUCUAAAUCUGAUGAAGAAGAAGCAGAGGAGGAGGAAGUUGAGGAGUCUGAAGAAGAAGAAGAAGAAGAUAGCGUAUCGACAGAGUGUGAAGAUGAGGCCAGUGAGGAGACUGAGUGUGAAGAUGAACGACCUGUGAUUGAACUGUUUGAUACUGAGGGUCAUGAGGUCUUGGGUGAGGUCGGGGAGAAGUCGUCCGAGGUAAAGGGAAACUCCAGUAAAAAUGGAAAGAAAACAGACGCAGCUGAGAAGAAAGUGUCUAAAGAAGAUACUGACUUGAGUGAGGUACUGUCCCUUGAGGAUGUGAUGAGAAGGAAGGCCCUGGAGAGCAUGUACAAGAGACGAGCAGAGAAGGAGAAAGCAAAACAAGAAGAAGAAAAGAAAAAGGACCCUGAAAAGAAUAAGGAAGGGCCUGAGAAGAAAAAAGAAGUCAAAGAUGAUAGGAAAAAGCCCAGACGAUCACGCUCCCGUUCUCGCUCUCCUUAUCGCCGUGGGAGGUCACCAGAUUUACGUAGCAACUGGCGUGGUCGUAGAAGACCAUCUCCGUUUGGUAGAGAUGGUAGACGGUCGCCACCCCCCUUUGGUCGCAGGUCACCUCCAUUUGGGCGACGUUCUCCCCCUAGGCGACGUUCUCCAUUCCGUCGAAAUGACCGUCGUGAUCCUGCACAUCGGUUGGCUGUGCAGCGGCUCCGUGGACAACGGAAUCAGGCUGAACGGGAUCUUGAGGAGCUUGCAGUCGAAGCAAACAAAUUAGAGCAAAAAAUUCGCUCUUCAGCGGAAAGUGUAAAAAUUCUAAAACAAGUUGAGUUGAAGAAGCGUAAGGAAUUGUUACGUAAACAGCUUGAAGAGGUCAGCAAAGAACUGGCCAAGGAAGGGGAUGACAGUAGUUCAAGCAGUAGCAGCAGUAGUAGCUGUAGUUGUACUGAAAGUGACUCGACCAGUCAGUCGAGCUCACCUAAGAAAAAGGUGUCUGUGAUUGCAUCGAAAGUACACAGGCAUCAGCCUCAUAAACAUAAACAUGAUAAACAGGAAAAAAAUACUGGUGCUCGCCAGCCAUUGACUUUGGAAGAAUUACGUCGUAGACGUGCUUUGAAAACGCAACCGUUAAGUUCUGCUCAGCGAGAUUCCGAUGGAAGUGUAACUUUGGAAGAAAUACGCCGCAGGCGGGCUUUAAAAACACGAUCAUUGAAUUCAACACAUGCUGAUUCUGAUGGUAGUGGAAAGAUUGCUCAGGGGCUGUCUUUAGCAGAGAUUCGUCGGAAACGUGCGUUGAAGUUUGGGAUGGUCAAACCUGCGUCAGGUUCUGAGGAGGACACUCGCCGUUCGAAGCAAACCAAAGUUGCCAAAUCCUCCAGCGAUGAACAAUCGUCAGGCGAUGAGGAAGGUUCUCAGGGAAGUGGUCCAAAAGAAUUAGUCAUUCUCAAAAAGGUUGAGCCUCUGCGUAAAAUGAACAUCCGAAAAGUUGUGUCACAAGGUUCUAAGAACUCUGGUGAAAGUCUUGAAUCACAGGUGCAGCGUGAGCUGAAAAACAAGAAUGCAUUGAGGAACAUUCAGGUGCAGAGAAUUGUGCGAAAUGAGUCUGCAAAUGCGAGGCCUGAGCCGUCUGCUGUGGAAAUGCUUGAACUUCAGUCUGAAAGACAGCGUCUGCUUCAGAAGUUGAAGGAUGUGGAUGUUGAGGAGGAGACUGGAGAGGUUGCCGAGAAACAGAAGCCCAGCUCGGAUGGGGAAGCGAAAGUGAAGCCGAAGACAUCAUUCCGUCGUGUUCUGGUCGUUGGCAAGGAGGAGCCCAAAAAAGAUACCUCCGUCGCAAAGGCAGCUACAGAUAUUGUGAUAAAGUCAUUAGAAGAUAUAAAGAAAGCAAAGGAGAGACAGAGAGAUACAUUGAGGGUGCCUGAGGAUGCUGACACUGCAGACAACUCGCAGCGAAGAAAACUCAGCAUUCCUCGGAACAAAAGUGACACUAAUUUGCUCAAGCGUAGUGCCACCAUCGGUGAUGAAGACUCUGAAGCAAAGCGGCGCUUUGUACGGCGCAAUCCCCAACAGAUUUAUGUCCCACCGGCUGCAGCAAAGUUCAGGGAGACUGCGAAGGUGGACGAACCUGCCACUACAGCCACUAGUUUGCCAGCGUCCAAGUUCGUUGAGGAAGUAGCUCCCAAGGCCGAAGCACAAAAAAUUCCAAUUAGUCGACUCAAAGAAGCCAAGUCCUCGGGUGGCGAGAUCGUUGUGAAAACGUUCAGUGAAAUCAUGAAAGAAAAACGUGAACGCAAGCAGAAAGAACUAGAGGAGAAACGAGCAGCUGCUGCAUCCAAAACUGUAGAGAGGCUGUCCAAACCGAAGCCUGCAUUUAUUUCACCCAUUACAUUUGCCUCUGACAAGGACAAGCCAAAAGCAUCCUUAUCUGAAACCACACUGCCGAAACGAAAGCUCUAUUCGGAACCAGAGAAACAAGAAAGUCGUAUGUUGGCAAACUGGGGAGCAAGACGUACGAAAGUAAAUAAAGUGCAACCGAAUGACACUAAAUUCAAUAGCACUGGUGUAAGGACUAAUACCCCACCGCAAAAAUCUCAGUCUGAAUCGUCAGUUUCCAGUCAAAAAAUGGAAGUUAUAGAUUUACCACCAGACGAUGAUGAUUUAGACUUGGACGAAUUUGAAAUGGAGCUUCGUGACGAAAUGGAAUCCACAAGGUCGAAUCCAGAGCCGGUGGUUUCAAAACCUUCACCGGCUGUUACCAAACCAGUUCCAGUUACUUCGAAGUCAAAGGGUUCUGGAGAGUCCGUGAAAACGGCAGCAGUGGUUAACUCUGUAAAGGCAAUGGCGAAGUCAGUUGAGCCUGUUGUUGCUGCUGGGAAGAGGAAAACUAAUUCGGAAGAGAAGUCCAAACCGACUCGUCGCACCUCAACCUCAGACAACCUGUUGGAUGAGUUUGACCUUCUUCUGGAGGAAGACGAUGAUGACCUGGGGACUCGGGAUACAGAGCUACAAGUUCAAGAUGAUGAUGCUUUGUUGAUGGAGCUCGAGGAAAUGCUCGCGUGAUCAGGUCAUAGGACCAGUUGACGAAAUUGGAACGUCACACGUGGUGCCCAGGUUUUCCAAGAUUUUCAUAUGUGUGAAACACUCAUAUGAAUUUGAGAAACUUAAUUGUGAAACUGAACCCAAAAGACCUACGCAUUGACUUCAUUUGGGUUUGGCUUUGUUGGUGCAUUUGCAGUUCUCAAAGUAAUUUGUGCUAUUCUCUAUUGUAGAGACCAGAUUUUGUUGGAGAAAAUGAAAAGUUUUAAACUUGGCUUUAAUCCUGACUCAUGCAUGACAGACAUAAUGUCUGUGGUUGAUGAGUAAAGGUUAUGAGUAUAAUUUGUUGUUUGGUCACUUAGUGCAACCACAGUCAAAUGGUUCACAUAAAACAUGUUAUAAAGUGUUAAUUUAGAUGCAGUGAAUGUGUCGGACAUCUACAUGUACUGCUAUAAAUGCAUCUUAUUACAGUGCUUUGGUUCAUUUAGCAAAGGCCCAAGUCAAGGCCACGCCGCCAAAAUUAAAAAGAUGAUUUAGCUAGCGUCCAAUUGUAAGUGUAAUGAUGAUGCAGGUUGAGUCUAUGUGUGCUACUCAUAUCUGUAUAAUUGCAAUGCAGUAUAGCAUUUUACUAACUGUGAUAUAGUAUAGCUGUACCUUGUGAACACGGUCCUUUUGAAAAUGGCAUUCUUUGACAUUUCAUGUACCUGUACAAUACCAGUGUCUGAUUGUCUUCAGGUGGUGUUUUGUCCACUCGGGCCUAGUUUGACUGUAAUGAUUGCAACUCAUCAGCCUUCAUGUACUCAUCUGUAAGAAAGUUUGAUAUUAGGAUGUAAGAUGAUAACAUUUUGAAUAAAAAUAUUUGGUUCUCAUUUGUAAUAUGAUUGAGGCUUAUUUUCGAAAUUGUCGUCUUAUAUUCAUAUUUGUUAAAGUACUUCCUGAUUACACAGUCAAGUCUUUUACUUGUGGAGACAGGAACUAAUCAUUUUAGGAUCUCCAGUCCUAAUGUUUGCUUUGUUAUGUUUCAAGGGCAAAUUUUGUUAUAUCGCAUCUGUCCCUGUGCAUUUAAUGUACAGAGUAGAACCAAUAUAAAUCACAGUAGUUGAUAGAAACUAGAGGUCUUUAUUCCGAUGUAAAAAACAUUAUGUCGCUAUAAAGGCAGUUGUUCCCAUUCAUGAUUGGAAUAAAUUUUGAUAACAUAA